This is a messenger RNA of Wickerhamiella sorbophila, 309 nucleotides long. RefSeq lists its product as hypothetical. Bases 1 to 309 code for a protein of 102 amino acids. The record is from RefSeq and is a predicted model, not a curated record. NCBI's taxonomy places the organism in Eukaryota, Fungi, Ascomycota, Dipodascomycetes, Dipodascales, Trichomonascaceae. The transcript has a single exon.
AUGAUCUUGGCACAGGAGAUCGAAAAGCUCCACGAGGCUCAUGAAGUGAUAAUGACUCGAGUCAAAAACCGAAUUGCAGAGUUAUCUCAACAAGCAACCGAUACCUGCCUGGCAGAUCUGGAAGAUGCUCAAAAGGGUCCUUUUGCUGAAGCCGAAAAGGAAAUUGAGGCAUUGAAAGCAUCGAUAGCUAGCGCAAAACAGCUCGAGCAAAGAGUGAUGCAAUUGGAAGGGUUAUAUCAAAUAACACAGGAACUCAGGCGCUCAGUGGCCAAGAUCGAGGCGCAGUCUCGGGCGAAGGGACUUGUGUAG